AUGCCUGCUGCCCAUCCUGGAAGAGCGUUGGCUCAGGGCCGGAGCAAGGGACUAGGCCACUUGUCCAAAGCAGGCUUCGCGUCGGCGCCAAGUCCUUCGCUUGGCUAUUUCCUUCUGGAAAGGCUCCAGAAACGUUCUCGUUUGAUCGGCCUAGGCGCGAUAUUGACCCGCCACGGAGCCAUGUCGCUGAGCCGCAGGAGAAUGUCACUAUCCCUCCUGGCCUGCGGUCUCAAUCGCCACCUUGGAAGGGCUGAGAUGCGACGUCGCAAAGAGUGCUGUGUCAUAUUACCGUCAGUGACAACCGCGCCCAAAUUUGGUCGCUUCGUUCUCGGACAUGUCGCAUUUUGCACAAGAUCAGUGAUCGCUGCAAGCCUUCCGCGCAUGCUCCAAGGAAACGGAAGCUCCCACAAUUUGCCAGAAUGCACGCUCUACGCUGCUGCCAAUAAGAUAAUUGCAUUUCUGGGAAGUGAGCUGAUUCGCCCGGCCACGCCUCAAUUCCUCGUCCUCCCGCCGGGCGAUAUUGACAGGGGUUGCGACAGCAGAGUGAGACCGAGACAGGACCUCCGAGCAGGAUGA
This is a messenger RNA of Lindgomyces ingoldianus, 576 nucleotides long. RefSeq lists its product as uncharacterized. Bases 1 to 576 code for a protein of 191 amino acids. The record is from RefSeq and is a predicted model, not a curated record. NCBI's taxonomy places the organism in Eukaryota, Fungi, Ascomycota, Dothideomycetes, Pleosporales, Lindgomycetaceae. The transcript is spliced from 2 exons.